AUGGAAUUUAAUGUUGAUAUUAGAAGGAGUUGUUUGAAUAAAAAUUAUAUUUCUUUUAAAUUUUCAAAGCUACAUAUCAAUUCGAACCUACCAAUAGCUGUAAAAGUGGCUCCAAAUUCUAGCAUUGUCAGUAUAAGUGAUAGGGAAGAGUUGGAAUUUACCUGCUAAACUAAUAUCAAUCUGUAUAACUCCAAAACCUCUUCCUAUGUACUGACUUAUUAUAACAAAGGACUUUUUUCUAAGUAAUUUGUCUGGAAAAAUGAUGAAAAGUACAUAAUAUAAUUAUGUCGAGGCAAGUAACUAUAAUAAAGUUAAGUUUAUAACGGGAAAGAAACAAAAGUAUUUUAUUAUUUGGGUAUGGUUGUAUUUGUGCAACUCUAGAUUUAAGAAGUUAAGAUUUAUGAUUUUCAUACUUCUCUUAAUAAUUACAAAAUAAUUAAAUUGCCUGAAAAGAUAACAUAAGUAAUGCAAUUUGGUGAUUAAAUUAUUUUAUUACCCCAAAAUAACAAUUACAUAUAUGUGACAAAUUCCUAAAAAAUUUUAUUGCCUUAUUUCAUUAAAUUUGAAAAUUAAUAUAAAGAAAGCUCCAUCUUGUAUUUUAAGCAAAAUAAUCUAAACUAUUUGAUACAAUAUGAAAAAAACCUAUAUAUAAUAUUUUAGGAAUUUCAUUCAUCAAUUUCAUUUAUAGAUCACAUAAUAAUUCAUGCAUUAAUAGAAUAAUCUUUAAUAGUGAUUUAUGCAAUAGAUAAGUUGUAAAAUCGGCUAAUAAAAUAUUUAUACAGCGACCAAGAGUUAAUAUCGUCAGAGUACAUUGAUCUAAAUUAGUAUCAAAAGCAAAUCUACUUCCCACUAAAAGUGUAGUAUAACAAGGGAAAAAUUGUAAUUCUAACUAAUAAUGAAUCUGGGGAGUUUUUCCUCUUAAUAUUUAAAUUAUCAAUUUAUUUAGCUUAAGGUUUGGAAUAAAUUAUCGAAAUAAGUCGAAUAGAAUUCUUUAUAACGGAAUAGUUUAUAUUUUUCUAUGAUAAAGACUUUAAAACCUAGAUUUUUUAAUUUGAAUACCUAGAAUUUAAGAUGGAUAUUGAAAAUUUAAAUUAAGAUUAAAAUCUUAUAGAACUUAACUAAAGCUUUAUAUACUACUCUUAAAUUUAUCCUUUUAAAGAAUUUAAUUUCAAUUUCACAAUUUCAAUAAGCAACUUCUGUAUUAACAUAAGGAAAUUACCAACCAGUUAGCAAAUAUUGCAUCGUAAAUAACAAUCAACAACAUCACUAACUUUACAAGAUUAUUUUUCUGGUCCCAUUGAAAAAGUUAAAUUACUAGAUACAACGAAUUUAAACCUACAUGGUCCAUUUUUAUAUAGAGAAAAGCUGUAGCAAUGCAACCCCCAGUAAGAUUUAACAUUAUGUAUUGAAACUCGUAUUCUUUAAUAUUAAGAGGAUACUACUUUAAAAAUAUAUUUAGUUUAAAUAGAAAAUUAAUAUAAAAUACUAAAUGAUUGUCAUUUGUCUCUUAAUAUUCCAAUCAUUUAAAUAUUUUAUUUGGAAUAAGAUCAGUUUCUUGUAAUUCAAAAUUAUUUGAAUAUGUGUAUAUUUGUGUUUUAUGAAUUUAACUUGCUUGAUUCAAGGUACUUUUAAAAAUCUGUUCAAACUUAUGAAUGUGGAAAAGAAUUAAUGGUCUGUAAGAAAGAGGGUAAUAUAUUAAUGCUGAAAUUUGAAAAAUUAGCAAGGUUCUUCCUUAUUUUAUAAUAAUAAGUUACAGAAAUACACUUUUAAAGUUAACAUUAGUUUAAUGAUUUUUUUAUCAUAAAUAACGCUCAAAAUCAAUUUGUAUUUCUUAAAAACAAUGUAGAUUUUUCGACUUGCUUAAUGAGUGUUUAUUAUCUGGAUUAGAAUUAAUUAUUCUUUAAUAGUAGUUAUAAGUUGGAUAAUAGCAAAUUCUAAUCAGAAUUACUGUAAAAUGAAUUGCGAUUAUAAAUUCAAUUCACAUUUACGAUUAUAACAUAUAAGUCAUUUAAGAUGGAGGAGCAAUGCAUAAUCUCGAAGAUAGUAAUAAUUACUUAAAGAACAAUCUUUACUGGAUUUGCCAAAUGUUUUAUGUAAGAGAAAGAAUGCAUUUAUUCAGUAACUAAAACGCUUAAAAUACCUCAUUAUAUAAAGAAUGAAAAUAAGUUGUAGUUCGAUGAAGAUUUUAUCUUUAUCUCCCUGAACUAUAAUUAUUAUCUGUACGAUUUAAAAUUAAAGAAGAACUUACAUUAUAUUGCUUCUCUUCAAUCCGAUUAUUAAAUAUUGACAUUCAAUACUACACAUUAUCUUAUUGCUCCAAUGAUUUAGUAGGGGAAUAUAUAUCUAGGAUAGAUUGGUUAUGAGUUAUCACUUUCAGAGUUUGGAUUAAGCAAGAAAGAAUUUGAAUUUGAUUUAUUGGUUUAAAAUGAAAUAUCAGAGGAGUAAGUAUCUUUAAUAUUCUUGAAUGAUGAUUUAGAUGUUUAAACUUGGAUGAUAACUAAAUAUUUAAUUUGCUCUGUGAAUAUGAUAUUUAUUAUUCUGAUGAUUUACUUGAAUCGUAGAUCUAAAUUGAAAUUAAAAAAUCAAGCUUAAAAAACCAAUGACAAAUGUUGA
Paramecium octaurelia is the source of this 2613-nucleotide messenger RNA. The record is from the annotation of a GenBank genome assembly. NCBI's taxonomy places the organism in Eukaryota, Ciliophora, Oligohymenophorea, Peniculida, Parameciidae.